Messenger RNA from Anopheles nili, 8188 nucleotides. RefSeq names its product sodium/potassium-transporting ATPase subunit alpha (gene Atpalpha). The transcript has 10 exons. Gene Ontology annotation, molecular function: ATP hydrolysis activity; ATP binding; P-type sodium:potassium-exchanging transporter activity. Bases 264 to 3266 code for a protein of 1000 amino acids. Gene Ontology annotation, cellular component: membrane. NCBI's taxonomy places the organism in Eukaryota, Metazoa, Arthropoda, Insecta, Diptera, Culicidae. The record is from RefSeq and is a predicted model, not a curated record. Gene Ontology annotation, biological process: proton transmembrane transport; potassium ion import across plasma membrane; intracellular sodium ion homeostasis.
ACAGGUGAAAAUCCAAACCCAAACUCGAUCCGUCCGGACGGCAACGUCGUGAAGUGUUUCCAGUGCGAAAGAACACAACCAAUUUAGUGCGAGAACGAAGAACGAUCCCCCGAUCCGUUCGCCCCGUGCUCCAUCUUCACUCGACGGCGGUGCCAUCGCUGGCAGCGCGUCAUCGUUCGACCGCGGGGAGCAAAACGAAAAAAAGAAGUGCUACAUCCUUUUCGUCCGGUGCUCGUGGGUGAGCCGCAAAGUCAAGACGCAAAAUGCCGCCAAAGAAGAAAACCGAUUUAGAUGAUUUGAAGCAGGAGUUGGACAUCGAUUAUCAUAAGAUCUCACCGGAAGAACUAUACCAGCGACUUCAGACACAUCCGGAAAAUGGUCUCAGCCACGCGAAAGCCAAGGAGAAUCUGGAAAGAGAUGGACCAAACGCCCUAACCCCACCCAAACAGACGCCCGAAUGGGUCAAGUUCUGCAAGAAUCUCUUCGGCGGUUUCGCUCUGCUGCUGUGGAUCGGUGCCAUCCUGUGCUUCAUCGCCUAUUCGAUUCAGGCCAGUACCGUUGAGGAACCGGCCGAUGAUAAUCUGUAUCUCGGUAUUGUGCUGGCCGCUGUCGUGAUAGUGACCGGUAUCUUCUCGUACUACCAGGAAUCGAAAAGUUCAAAGAUUAUGGAAUCGUUCAAGAACAUGGUGCCCCAGUUCGCUACCGUUCUGCGCGAAGGCGAGAAGCUGACACUGCGCGCUGAAGAUCUCGUCAUUGGUGACGUCGUGGAGGUCAAGUUCGGUGACAGGAUACCGGCUGAUGUUCGCAUCAUCGAAGCACGUAACUUCAAGGUCGACAAUUCUUCACUGACUGGUGAAUCUGAACCGCAGUCCCGUGGACCAGAUUUCACUCAUGAAAAUCCGCUGGAAACGAAGAAUUUGGCCUUCUUCUCGACGAACGCCGUCGAAGGAACUGCAAAGGGUGUUGUCAUCAGCUGCGGUGACCAUACCGUAAUGGGACGUAUCGCUGGUUUGGCUUCUGGUUUGGACACGGGUGAGACUCCGAUCGCUAAGGAAAUCCACCAUUUCAUCCACUUGAUCACGGGUGUCGCUGUGUUCCUCGGUGUGACCUUCUUCGUCAUCGCGUUUAUCCUCGGUUACCACUGGCUGGACGCUGUUAUCUUCCUGAUCGGUAUUAUCGUCGCCAACGUCCCUGAGGGUUUGCUGGCCACCGUUACUGUGUGCCUGACGCUCACUGCCAAGCGUAUGGCCUCCAAGAACUGUCUGGUGAAGAACUUGGAAGCUGUAGAGACGCUCGGCUCCACCUCGACCAUCUGCUCGGAUAAGACCGGUACAUUGACGCAGAACCGCAUGACCGUCGCGCAUAUGUGGUUUGACAAUCAGAUCAUCGAAGCCGAUACCACUGAGGAUCAGAGUGGCGUGCAGUAUGAUCGUACCAGCCCCGGAUUUAAGGCCCUGUCUCGUAUCGCUACGCUGUGUAACCGUGCCGAGUUCAAGGGAGGCCAAGAUGGUGUUCCGAUUCUGAAGAAGGAAGUGAGCGGUGACGCCUCGGAAGCUGCGCUGCUGAAGUGCAUGGAACUUGCCCUUGGAGACGUGAUGAACAUUCGCAAGCGCAACAAGAAGGUGUGCGAAAUUCCAUUCAACUCGACCAACAAGUACCAGGUAUCAAUCCACGAGACGGAAGAUCCCAGCGAUCCGCGCUACUUGCUCGUCAUGAAGGGCGCACCUGAGCGUAUCCUGGAGCGCUGCUCGACUAUCUUCAUCAACGGCAAGGAAAAGCUGAUGGAUGAAGAGAUGAAGGAAGCAUUCAACAAUGCCUACCUGGAGUUGGGUGGUCUCGGCGAGCGUGUGCUUGGUUUCUGCGAUUUCAUGCUGCCCUCGGAUAAGUACCCUGUCGGAUUCAAGUUCAACUCGGACGAAGUAAACUUCCAGGUUGAUAAUCUACGAUUCGUUGGAUUGAUGUCUAUGAUUGAUCCACCCCGUGCUGCCGUCCCGGAUGCUGUCGCCAAGUGCCGUUCGGCCGGUAUCAAGGUCAUUAUGGUUACCGGCGAUCAUCCGAUCACUGCCAAGGCCAUCGCCAAGUCGGUUGGUAUCAUUUCGGAAGGUAACGAGACAGUUGAGGAUAUUGCACAGCGUUUGAACAUCCCCGUGUCUGAGGUGAAUCCGCGUGAGGCGAAGGCUGCCGUCGUGCACGGUUCCGAGCUGCGUGAUCUGUCGUCGGAUCAGAUGGAUGAAAUUUUACGCUAUCACACGGAAAUUGUGUUCGCCCGUACCUCGCCGCAGCAAAAGCUGAUUAUCGUUGAAGGUUGCCAGCGCAUGGGUGCCAUCGUAGCUGUAACUGGUGAUGGUGUGAAUGAUUCGCCUGCCCUGAAGAAGGCUGACAUUGGUGUUGCUAUGGGUAUUGCCGGUUCGGAUGUAUCGAAGCAGGCCGCUGACAUGAUUCUGCUCGAUGACAAUUUCGCCUCGAUCGUCACUGGUGUUGAGGAGGGACGUCUGAUUUUCGAUAACUUGAAGAAAUCGAUUGCGUACACGCUGACGUCUAACAUUCCGGAAAUUUCGCCCUUCCUGGCAUUCAUCCUGUGCGACAUUCCGCUACCGCUCGGCACCGUCACUAUUCUGUGUAUCGAUUUGGGCACGGACAUGGUACCUGCCAUUUCGCUAGCCUACGAACAUGCAGAGUCCGAUAUCAUGAAACGACCGCCUCGUGAUCCCUUCAACGAUAAACUUGUCAAUGAGAGACUUAUCUCGAUGGCCUACGGUCAGAUCGGUAUGAUCCAAGCCGCGGCUGGUUUCUUCGUCUACUUCGUCAUCAUGGCUGAGAACGGAUUCUUGCCGCUGAAGCUGUUCGGUCUGCGCAAGAACUGGGACUCGAAGGCCAUCAACGAUCUCACCGAUUCGUACGGUCAGGAAUGGACUUACCGUGAUCGUAAGACACUUGAGUUUACCUGCCACACCGCUUUCUUCGUAUCGAUCGUCGUCGUGCAGUGGGCCGAUUUGAUCAUCUGUAAGACUCGCCGUAACUCGAUUUUCCAUCAGGGCAUGAGAAACUGGGCCCUCAACUUUGGUCUCGUGUUCGAAACGAUACUGGCUGCCAUCCUGUCCUACACGCCGGGCAUGGACAAGGGUCUGCGCAUGUUCCCACUGAAGUUCGUCUGGUGGCUCCCAGCUUUACCGUUCAGCUUGUCCAUCUUCGUGUAUGACGAAAUUCGUCGCUUCUACUUGAGACGCAACCCAGGCGGCUGGCUAGAGCAGGAAACGUACUAUUAGGUCAACAAAUUUAUAUUUAAAAAGAUUAAUUAAACAACACACAAACCCAACUCUCCCUAAAUACACACACACAACAUACACACAUACAUUCAAAAACACAUGCAUACCCAACACACAAACAGACGUACGCAUGCUCACGCGCAGACACAUGCACUCACACGGAAGUCGAAUCCGGUCGGAUGAGGGAGAAGAUUGAGGUCAAGCUUAGCAUACUACGUGUAGCAGGAAGGUUAAAAUCAUGCCACAACACACACACACGCAUUAUAAUAAACCGAUAUAAGGAACGGUGUGGAUAGUUUGCGAGCAAAACAAGCAUAUACAUAAGCAUCAAAUACGAACGAAUAGUAGAACGAUGAUUAAGCAGUUUCACGAUGAGGGUAGCCAGCAAAGGCGCAGCAACAAUGGCUGAAGCUAGCUAGGGUAAGAAGAUAAUCGACCGUAACGUGAAUCCGCUUAGCCCACCCACGGCCGCCAGAUGCGCCGGCAGGAGCACGAUACGUGCACGCAGCGUUGUAGGAACGGGAUCGUAACCGGUGUGUGAGUUGGCAUAAAGGAGCAGGAAAGGAUGCGUGUACAAGAGAAACGGUCCGGUGUGUGCUGUUUGGAACCCGGCAACGACGAAGCGACGCCGACAGUAGUGUGCGAUCGUAAUAAAACGCUGUCUGUGGGAGAAAAAAAAACACCACACGCACAUACACGAAUCGAUGGAAUUGGCGAUGUGCAGAACGGUUGAGAAUGAUGAUGACGAACGUGGUAUUUGGCGAUGUAAUUUUUCUCGCGGAUUGGUAGAAGGUGUAUCAUCAAUCCUCUGAGCUGUUGAGCGCAGAUCAUCGUUAGUGUAUGUGUGCGGAAGAUUUGUUGUUGCUGUUGUACGUUGGUCGUCCAGGAUACUCCCGGCGGAAGGGGUGGCGAUAAUCAAUCUCAUGCGGAACGUAUGUUCUUCAGUCAGUUGCCAUAUCGGAACGUUGUUAGCUUCGUUGCCUAGUUUUCCGAUCCCUGAGUCGCCCGUUUUUGCGUUAACUACUCCCGGAUGAUACGGGGGGAGUUGCCAGUUCGCGUGUGCCUCCCGAGCAGCGUUGGGCAGAGUGUGAGCGCAUGUGUUUUCACUGCGUGUCCGUGUGUGUGUGCACGUUUGUAGCCGCAAUCACCAACGUGUCGAGUGUGACUCUCGCGAUCAGAACCAGAGGGGAUCGAAAAUGCGCCAUGCAAACGCGAAUGCGUAUUUUUUUAGGAUACUUGUAGUAAGAAUAUUCACCGCAGCAGUUGCGUUUAGGGGCAGAACACAGACAGCAGAUGCAUCAAAUCGCAGGCUUUCGAAGAUUACGUACGCAGACGGUAAUCAGUGCAAAUACAUGAUAGUGCAGAGCUGUGGCAUUAUGAAUGAAAUGAAUGUGAAACAACAAAAGAGAAAAAAUCAGAAAAGAACGCAACCUACAAAUGUCUUGCGAAUCUACAAAUUUGCAGUGAACGAGGGCAAAAACCCAAACAUCUUGGGCGCGUGCUGUACAAUGGGGUUGUCCUAGCGGAGCCUGAGCAUUGAGAAAAGAACAGUUGAAAAGACACGCGGUGUUACACGGUGGGCAUGCAAGCAACGCUCAUCCGCCCCUACAAGGGUUGUUUUAAUUGUUUUCCAAUGUUUUUUUUAAACUAUUAUUCGCAUUGCUUUUCCGCUAACGUUGUAGCGAGAGCCAAAGCAAGCAAGCUGUUAAAAUUAUAUAUAUACAUAUAAAUAUGAUUGUGUGUGUGUGUGUGUGGCUAGGAAGUGGUUUUUACCAUUUUUUUUAUAUUUUUUUGUUUGUUUGUUUCGUACUUGCUGUCCGUUUAGUGUGUACGUUGGAACGAUUUGCUGCCAACAUCGUAUCAUCACCAUUCGCCAUGGAAAGCCAUCAUUUUAUAUCUCCUUAUCCCAGUCAGCUGUGUCCGUGUCACUGUGUUGCCAGCUCGACGCAAGCCCCAUUAGGUAUUGAGGCGUAAGCACAGGGAAAAUAAGGGAGACGCUGCGCUGCACAGCAUACUUUGUGCGCACCAUGUUUUUCUUACACACGCGACGCGUUAAGGUAUAAUGUGUAUCUCAUAAAUGUAUAACGUAUGUCUUCGUUAUAAGCAUACAGCGCAAUUACAUACCCUCCCACUACCAUUAACUAGCAGAAAACCGAAAAUCCUGACGCAUAAUCCCUUAAGAAAUACACACACACACACACACGUACAUUCAAGCGCGUCCAUCAGUGGAAAUUGAUUAAAAAACGCUAAAUAAUAUGCAUCUACCGAACUAUGCUACCGACACGCCAUACAAACAAAACUAUACCUACUCAAUGGCAAAAAAAAUGCGUCAGACAUCCAGGAACGAGUUCAUGAUGUGUCCCGCGCGAGGAAUCUCCUCGCAGCCGGCUCGUCGUUCUGAAUUCCCCCCCCCCCCCCCCCCACGUUCAUUGUUCUCUAAUUAAACGAAAAACAAACAAGAUAAACGGACAGAGAGAAUGAGAAGAGGUAGAGCCAACUCAUAGACAAGACACACAACACACGCGCACACAGCGACACUAAUGAACACGAUGCAAAUGAUUGAAAUCAAUUCGUUGUUAGUUACAAAUGAAAAGAAGAGGUAAUAAAGUAAAUAAUACGCUCGGAACAUACUUUAAAGUGAAUAAAAAAACCAUAGUAAUAGAAUAAAGAAAAGGAAUCUGUGCAGAGUGGUAUAAAAUAUUUAAAGGCAAACGGUAGAAGAAGAACAAACAAACGAUUUUGCGUAUAAAGUAAAUUUCAAGACGGAAUGCUAAAUGAAGCAACUUUAGUGCUGUGUAGCCGUCGCCAAUGUCGUGUGGAAACUCAAACAAAUCGAACGAUGAUCUCCACGCGCACAGAACAACAGAAGGACGUGCAGAAUAAAACUCAUAUACACACAAAACAGAGACAUAGAGAAAGGGAGAAAAAGAGAAAGAGAGAAAGAUAUAGAAAGAGAAAGGAAAAAGAAGUAAAAGUACACAUACACACUUUUCCCACCCGCGGAUCAAGAAACCAUACAAAAAUGAAAUUCAAAGUGCAUACGUUACGGAACGGAUGCAAACAUUAAUCCUUUAAAAAGAAGCAAAAUGGAAUCACUGAAAACACACACACACGCGCGCUGUUUAGAAACGACAUAGAAUUUGAAUAUAUGCGACAAAGUUGAGGUGGAAGGAGCUGAUUAAUGCCGACAGAAAACAGCAAAAGCUACAAAUAGAGACAAAAAAAAACAACAAAAUUUGUUAUGUUCAUAAGAGAAACAAAAAAAGCAGUGCAGAGCUGAGAGAUAACGUUAAAAGUAGAGAAUUAAAUAAACAAAAAAAACGCGGAUCUGUUUUAUUCUUUCUUUCUUCCUUUCGUUUUCGAGUGUUGUGUUUUGCGUUGUUAGAACUAUCGCUUGUUUGUGUGCCGAUGGUCUCGUUAUGCGUUUUGUGUAUCGUUUUUCGUUUUCCCCCUUUCAAUCCCUUACCCCCAUACGUGUCUCUACGAUUGUUACAGUCCACCAUUGCGACUGGUGUUGUUAUUUUAAAUUGAUCUUAUAACGUUACUCGGCGGCAAUUGGAAUGGAAAGAGACGCUUGUAUUUACCUGUAGCUCCAAACCUAUCUGCUUUAAGUUUUAACAUAGCUGUUCUACUUUUAAUCGUAUACUUCUUUCAAGCAGCAUUGGUCGCUUCUAAAGCAGAGUAAGCGUAAUGUAGGAAGUAUAACAAAACAAAGAUGAAGAGGAAGCAAAAAAAAAUAAAUCAGCCUAAGUCUUGUUAGUGUUUGAACUGCGCAGUAAAAGCAAAGCAAAAGAAAACGAUCGACCGAACGAACGAACAGAAAACUUGAAAUCAAAUACGCAAAAAAAACGACGGUAGUUUGGACACGGGAAGUGAUGGUGGUAAACUAAGCCGAAGCGGCAUUUGAGACCGAGAGGGAAAGGUUUAAAUCAUACACAAGCAACGCGUCACAUAAAACUGCCCGAUUGUUGUACAUGAGAAAUAAAUAAUUAUAUAAUAAAGAUUAAUAAUGCGAUACAGAAGCAAGAGGAAGAUACAUAGGCGAAAAGCACUACCAUACUGAGCAGAAGAAACCCGCACAUUGCGUUCGGGGGCGCAUGUAGAAGCAUGGCCAUGGUAUAGAUAAACGGUACCAAGAAAAGCAGACGAAGAGAAAAUCCCACGCAGAUAAAUAAAACUAAAUUAAUAAGUAAUGCAAAAUCCACAGUCACUCGCACGCGGUGGCAUCGCUCCUGCUUAUCUCUUAAUCAGGUGUCCUAGCCGGAGGCCGGUAGUUGAAGGAAGCAAGCGGCUAUGUCGUAAGCAAUUAAUAAGACCAUUUCGACGAUGAGAGUGUAUUUCGUUAUUGCAAACGUACAAACGCCUCCUUUUGCCGAUUAGUUUGCCUACUACCGUGCAAGCAAAUGCAAUUUGAUACACAUACACAAACUCACACAAAACUCCCAGGAAACACUACACGACAUGAAAUACUAGCAUCCACAAUGCAAAACACACAUAGGUAAUAAGAGAGAUGAUCGCUAAUCCUAUCGCCUCCGCGCAGCCUCCGCCGCCAUCGCCCUCUCUCUCUCGCUCAUACGCACACGUAAACACACAUACAAAACACACACACACACACAACCCCACAGACAGGCAGCCAAACAAAACCCACUUCAGAACUUGGAGCAAGGCGGAUUUCAGCAUACCAAUCAACAAACGAAAAAUUCCAUAAAGUAACGCAGCAGCAGCAGCAGCACCUAAUAAAACCCAAAAUGAAGAAAAUGAAAAACGAACAAAAAAAAUGAUAAAAACAAACUAUGAUUAGCUAAAUUUGCAGCAAGCUCUUGUACGAAAGUAAGUAACACAAGUUAAAAGAAAAAAAAAACAGAAAAUAAGCUCGUUUAAGCAAAACCCAAGAAACAAAAGGUUAGCAAAACCAAAACCAC